AUGUCUACGGAAACAGUAACGGCAACAGAAAUAGAGGCUGAACACAGCUUCAAGGAGAAUCUUCAUGUGUUUAACUUUUAUCGAGCCUUGAAAAGGGCUCAAGAGAACCCUCGUGGGUUAAUUCAUUAUUACCAAUUACCGCUAGGCUGGAGAGAAAACAAGUAUAUUAUUGAAGGUUAUAGGUUCAGUGCGAAACAUUCUAAAAUGUGGAAAAGUGUGUUUGCAUGGCACAACGAGUCCAUCAAUAUAUGGUCUCAUUUGAUUGGCUUGGCUAUUAUGAUCUAUAUAGCAUUUGUGCACUAUCCCAAUAGUGUAGUCUAUCAAAAUGGUGGGAAAUGGGAUGUGCUUGUCAUUUAUGCCUUUUUGGUCGCAUCUAUGACUUGUUUGGCUAGCAGCUCUAUCUGGCAUACAUACUCAUCUUUUGCACAUUACCCAAGCAGAUGCAAUUUCGCAUGCAUCGAUUACACAGGAAUAACCAUACUUAUUACAUGUUCCAUUAUUGCAGUCGAGUACGUGGCCUUGUACCACCAUGCAAACCUUGUCCAUAUUUACAUUCCCUUUUCCACACUACUUGGUAUUGCUGGGUUCUUUUUUAACUGGAGUAGCCAUUUUGACAAACCCGAAUGCCGCUCAUUAAGAAUUUGGUUCUUUGUUGGAUUAAGCUUUCUGGGUGUCACUGCAAUGUUAUGCAAAGCAUACUAUGAAGGUUUCUUAAAUGCUUUGAAGUUUUUCAUGCCUUUAUCAUACAAGAGUUUUAUCUGGUAUGGUUUAGGUGUUGUUUUUUAUGGUGGAUUAAUACCAGAACGCUGGAGAUACGAUAUAAUUAUAGAGAACAAUGCAAACUUUCAGGGUUCGCAACACCACUACUCGAUUGUGGAUGUAAUAGAUGACAAUGUUGCACGAGCAGGUGAUGAAGAAAUUGAAGUCUUGAUUGAGGAGUACGCCGAGAAGGAGGACCAUGGUCAUAAUGACUGUGCUUCUGAAGUGAGAAAAAGGGCUGAAAAAGCAGAAAUGAGAAAUUUAAACAAUGUGAGCACCAGCAGUGACAACAACAACAAUGGUGAAGAUGACGACGACAAGUUUAAAAAUUUGAUAAGUAAACACUUUAAAGAGGAACCUAUAAGAACACCUUAUGCCAAUAACUUUAUGUCAUUAUGGUGGGUCGAUUACUUCUUAGCCAGUCAUAAUAUUUGGCAUAUAUGCGUUCUUUUGGGAAUAUUAGGUCACUAUGUUGUCAUCUUGGAUAUGUUUAGUGAGGUUUUGUUGUAA
Molecule: messenger RNA, 1269 nt
Organism: Lodderomyces oxycetoniae
Lineage: Eukaryota; Fungi; Ascomycota; Pichiomycetes; Serinales; Debaryomycetaceae
Exons: 1
Coding region: 1-1269 (422 amino acids)
Biological process (GO): intracellular zinc ion homeostasis
Cellular component (GO): membrane
Molecular function (GO): signaling receptor activity
Source: RefSeq, a predicted model, not a curated record